UGGAGCUCAACCUGUGGUUAACGUUGGAACGAGCAAGAGAGCUAUGUAUCAGGGGACUGUUCAGACGCGUCUGGGUGGCAACCGAUCAAAGCACACGGAUUCCUAUAUCUAUGUUCCACUGCUCGUUGCGAUUAAAGGGAAUCGACGUCUCCCCGGAAGAAGCUGAAUGCUAUGUUGCGAAUAUGAUUUAUCAGGGAUAUAUGCGAGGUUAUAUUUCGCAUGAGAAGCAGAUGGUAGUAUUGGCCAGUGCCAAUGCAUUUCCCAGAGUAGCGGAUCGUUCAGCACCCUUGUCGUAGAGGAUGUACAGGAAUACAGCUCUCUUGUCGUACGCGUGAUGUUCUUUUACAAGCGGUCUGUCAGAAAUUAGUGUCAGAAAACACGAGGCUGUGCGAAAGUAAGACAUGUACAGUAAUCAAGGUAUAGCACUACUAUCUGUUCCCGUACACUCGGCACCCCCCAGAAGUCGGCAGUCACGCUUUU
This is a messenger RNA of Suillus paluster, 480 nucleotides long. RefSeq lists its product as uncharacterized. Gene Ontology annotation, molecular function: double-stranded DNA binding; RNA binding. The annotation marks the transcript as partial. The transcript has 2 exons. Gene Ontology annotation, biological process: transcription elongation by RNA polymerase II; poly(A)+ mRNA export from nucleus; post-transcriptional tethering of RNA polymerase II gene DNA at nuclear periphery. Lineage: Eukaryota; Fungi; Basidiomycota; Agaricomycetes; Boletales; Suillaceae. Gene Ontology annotation, cellular component: transcription export complex 2. The record is from RefSeq and is a predicted model, not a curated record.